Messenger RNA from Xenopus laevis (African clawed frog), 3772 nucleotides. RefSeq names its product acetoacetyl-CoA synthetase S homeolog (gene aacs.S). Gene Ontology annotation, cellular component: cytosol. Gene Ontology annotation, molecular function: acetoacetate-CoA ligase activity. The transcript is spliced from 18 exons. NCBI's taxonomy places the organism in Eukaryota, Metazoa, Chordata, Amphibia, Anura, Pipidae. Bases 72 to 2090 code for a protein of 672 amino acids. Gene Ontology annotation, biological process: positive regulation of insulin secretion; lipid metabolic process. The record is from RefSeq and is a predicted model, not a curated record.
AGAACAGUGUGUUGUAGAGGUUGGUAAAGGGAUAGGAGGCUGCUCACACACACCCAGCACGCGCAUUCAGCAUGUCUGACAAGGGGGAGCUGAUGGAGGAGAUCAUGGAGGCCAAAGUAAUGUGGUACCCGGACUCCAAGAAGAUCACCCAGAUGGAUCAGUUCAGGAACAGGGUGAAUAGGAAUCUGGGGCUCCGCCUGGCCAAUUACAAUGAACUGUACCAGUGGUCUGUGGAGUUUUAUCCGGAAUUUUGGGCAGAGUUUUGGGACUUCAGUGGAAUUGUGCACUCUAAAACAUACAAUGAGGUAAUUGAUAGAUCGAAAGGAAUCGCAGAUGUACCAGAGUGGUUUAAAGGGAGUCGCCUGAACUAUGCAGAAAAUCUCCUCAAACACAAGGAAAAUGAUAAAAUUGCUUUGUAUGCAGCAAGGGAAGGGAAAGAGAACAUAGAGAAAGUGACAUUUGGAGAGCUGAGACGGGAUGUUGCUCUAUUUGCAGCGGCGAUGAGGAAAAUGGGCAUCAAAGCAGGAGACCGGGUUGUAGGUUAUCUUCCAAACUGCAUUCAGACAGUUGAAGCAACGUUGGCAGCAGCGAGCAUAGGAGCAAUUUGGAGUGCCACGUCUCCCGACUUUGGCAUCCCUGGGGUAUUGGACAGAUUUUCACAAAUUCACCCCAAAUUAAUCUUCUCUGUCGAAUCUGUGAUUUAUAAUGGGAAGGAACACUCUCAUCUAGAGAAACUCCAGUGUGUAGUUAAAGGGUUGCCAGACUUGAAAAAGGUGGUUGUGAUUCCAUACGUCUUACCGAAAGAAAACAUAGAUAUCUCAAAGAUCCCUAACAGCAUGUUUUUGGAUGAGUUCCUGGCAACUGGAAAAGUUGGAGACCAGUCGCCCCAGCUGGAGUUUGAACAGUUGCCCUUUAAUCACCCGCUGUACAUAAUGUACUCCUCAGGCACUACAGGGGCUCCUAAAUGCAUGGUGCAUUCUGCAGGGGGAACCCUCAUCAAGCACUUAACGGAGCAUAUUUUACAUGGAAAUACCACCAGCAGUGAUGUCAUUAUGUACUAUACAACGGCUGGGUGGAUGAUGUGGAACUGGCUGAUCACAGCAUUGGCGACUGGAGCCUCCUUGGUACUGUAUGAUGGAUCCCCACUUGUUCCAAGCCUGAACGUGUUAUGGGAUCUUGUAGACAGUUUGGGGAUAACCAUCUUAGGAACUGGUGCCAAGUGGCUCGCUGUAUUGGAGGACAAAGGCCUCAAGCCAUGUAAUACCCACAGUUUGCAGACUCUUCAUACAAUACUGUCAACAGGAUCUCCUCUAAAACCCCAAAGCUAUGAGUAUGUGUAUCAACAUAUAAAAAGCAAUGUCCUGUUAGGAUCCAUCUCAGGUGGCACAGACAUCAUAUCCUGUUUCAUGGGUGAGAAUGUGUCUGUUCCAGUGUAUAAGGGAGAAAUACAGGCCAGACACCUUGCCAUGGCUAUUGAAGCCUGGAAUGAAGAAGGAGAAUCUGUGUUGGGGGAAUGCGGGGAACUGGUGUGUUUAAAACCAUUACCAUCUCAGCCCACACAUUUCUGGAAUGAUGAAAAUGGCAGCAAAUACCAGAAAGCCUAUUUUUCAAAAUUUCCAGGAGUUUGGGCUCAUGGAGACUACUGCAAAAUAAAUCCAAAUACUGGAGGGAUUGUCAUGUUGGGACGAAGUGAUGGAACGCUGAAUCCAAACGGGGUGCGAUUUGGAAGCUCAGAAAUCUACAAUAUAGUUGAAGCCUUUGUGGAAGUAUCAGACAGCCUGUGCGUCCCGCAGUACAACAAAGAUGGAGAGGAAAGGGUCAUUCUAUUCUUGAAAAUAGCUGACAACUUUGAGUUCAGCAAAGACCUGCUGAAAAGGAUAAAGGAUGCCAUCCGUAUUGCCCUUUCUGCCAGGCACAUUCCAGCCUUGAUUUUAGAAACAAAAGACAUUCCAUACACCAUCAGCGGGAAGAAAGUUGAAGUUGCUGUAAAACAGGUCAUUGCAGGAAAAGAAGUUCUGCACCGGGGGGCCUUCUCUAACCCCCAGUCUUUGGAUCUAUACAGUAAUAUUCCUGAGCUUCAGAAUUUCUAAGCAAUUUACAAAUAAACUCUUCGCCCUUGUAUUUAUAUAAACACAGUAUGUACCAGUAUAGGUAUAUUAGAAGCUACUGGGUUCUUUUAAAACAGACCUUACUGCUUAUUUUAUUGAACUUGAGAGCUGCAUUUUUAUCCGUGCCUGUGUAACGUUCCAGUCAUUGCACGAGGAGGUGAAGAAGUGGCAAUCGAAAUCGCAAUAACCAUGGGAUACUGCAGGUUUAUUUAAGAAAUAUGUAUUUAACAGUAACUGUAUUAUGCAAACAUGGAAUUGGUUUCAGCAUUUCUAAUGUUGAUAUUUAAGCUCUAAGACAUUGGGGUAUUCACAACAUAGGAGUAAACUGCAAGUUUACACUUUGGCAAAUGGAAGAUAUGCCCUAUUUACAAGUAUGGUUUACAUUCUGUACAAAACGAUAUAUAUAUAUACACAUAAGGUUUGUGGCUUCAUAGCAUUAUUGUAUUGUUUGUGUAUGGGAGGAGCCAUAAGGAUUGCUUUGAAGUUAUAUUGGCUUUAGGAAUAUUUAUUGAGCUGUCUCCGAUAUAGAAGUAGGUGGAAAAGGAAAGUGCAGCUCUUUCUCAUUCCUUAUAUACAGCGGAUAAAGCCAAACUGGAAAUGUAUCCUUUACUUCCUGUACAUAAGAAAUCUAGUGAAAAGCAGCUGCACAAAUCGUCGUUUAGAGACACUUGUUUAACACAUUCUGAUAAAUGGGGCCAGUGGAUUGUGCUGAUUUUUGUUUCAUGAAAUUACAUUUUGCUUUAGUGUCAUACAUUUUUUUCAUAGUUUACAUCUUUUUUUUGUAAUGAAAUAAGCCUCCCACCCGCACAAUUUGAAGAUUCCUGAAUUUCUGUAUUGUAUCUCAAAUUGUGCGUGGCUGUUGAGGAAUUUUAAUGUUGCGAUAUUUCCCAGUUUGACCUGGUAGCCACUGCUUCAGUAACCAACUGUACAGAGCCUUGUUCUGUAUUCCACUCUGCAUUAUCACUAUGGAAUAGAAAAUCUCUCGACAUGGCUAUUGCAAGGAAAGGCUUUCACUGAGACAGUGUUAAUAAAACACAAGCUGAAUACAGUAAAACAGGAAGACCUGUAAUUUACUACUGUAAAUGCUCCCAUUUAGUUUUAUAUUUACCACUUUAACAGCAUCAAUGUAGGGUUAACAAGGGGGACAUAUGUAUGUACGAUUCAUAUUUUAGUUAUAGUUUUCCCUAAUGCUGCCAAAUUGUCACUUGCUGAGGUCAGGUCACAAUAUUAGCAUAACUCUCCGAUCAAUGCAAUUUUUUUUAGUGUUUCUUCUAUUAUUUUAAAGAAUCUGUUUUAACGCAUCACGUUGCCUGGUAUUGAUUAAAUGGAAAGUCUUCUAUCCUUAAAUGACACCCAAAAUCAUUUAUUUUCUAUGUAUGUUGCAAAAUCUAUGUUCCUGUUAAUUAUAUUGUAAAAUAUCGAGGCUGUUCUGUAGAUUAAAUCAAUAUAAAUGUGGUUGUCUGAUGCAACAAAAUGAACACUUGCAUAUAUUUGUUUACUAGCCUUUUUUUUAUAAGCAGGGCUUUGCUCUCCAAAUACUUAAAUAGAAAAUGUGUAUAUUUCAUUCAGUAGAAUUCCUUGGUAUGUUGUGCUUGUAAAAAUCACAUUAAAUGCAUAUAUUUUUUUGGAUUUUGAGCAAUGGUUGCAUUAAAUUUAUAUAAAUA